Messenger RNA from Haliotis rubra (blacklip abalone), 724 nucleotides. Its product is annotated as ganglioside GM2 activator-like. Gene Ontology annotation, cellular component: cytoplasmic side of plasma membrane. The coding region runs from base 43 to 552 and encodes 169 amino acids. Lineage: Eukaryota; Metazoa; Mollusca; Gastropoda; Lepetellida; Haliotidae. Gene Ontology annotation, biological process: lipid transport; ganglioside catabolic process. Gene Ontology annotation, molecular function: lipid carrier activity; enzyme activator activity. The transcript has 5 exons. The record is from RefSeq and is a predicted model, not a curated record.
UUUCCAAACAGAUGUAUUAUUAUAUACACUGCAUGUGUAACCAUGCUCUUGGUGGUUCUUCUCUUCAUUGCCCUUGCCCAAGGGGUCCGUUCAGGAUUCCAGCAAAGUGACUUCACUAAAUGGAGGGACUGUGGUGUCGGUGACUCAUGGGUGUCAGUGAAACAGUUUGACUUUCGACCAGAUCCUUUCUUCACAAAUUUGGAAUUCACAACAUCCUUCGAUGCAAUCAUUACUCACAGUAUCGCUGAUCAAGUCACAAUGGAUGUCCUCGUAGAAAAACAGUUGCUGGGCCGUUACACCAAGGUGCCCUGUACGUCUGACAUGGGUACAUGUCACUACACUGACCCCUGCCACUUCCUGAACGCGUACAAUCAGCAUGGAACAUGCCCCCCACAGCUGACGGCCAAUGGUAUCCCCUGUACCUGCCCAUUCAACCCAGAUAAACUUUCAAUACCGAUGACUAAGUUCUCCUUAAACAGAAUGAGGGGACUAUGGAGAGAUAUUUUUUAUGACGCUGAGUUCCACCUGAAAAUCACGAUCAACGAAAACUGACCCAACAACUACGAGGGUGUUUUGAGGCCUUCAUUAGCACUUAUUCAGGCGCACCGGGGAUGUUUGACACAUGGGUGUUGAGCCCACAACUGGAGAUCAACCCAAGUCCUAUCAAACUUCCUGGGGAUAUCAUUGUAUCGUUUGAUGGAUUCAUCACUCAUGAUAUCUCUGA